AUUACACGACAGUGUAAUUGUUGGGCUGCAUGUUGGCGUGACUACUCCGUGACAGUAGGUGGCGGUAAUGCACUGGAUGCCAGUCAUCGUUUAAACACAAGUAAAAGUGCUUGCUGUUAGCUUUCAAACUGGCAGGUGUUUUCAGAAACAAUGGAUCAGAAAAUUCCUUAUGAUGACUACCAGCUCCCAGUGGUAUUCUUGCCUUCUUAUGAGAACCCACCAGCAUGGAUACCUCCACAGGAGCGGGUUCAUCAGCCUGAUUACAACAAUGAGCUCACCCAGUUCCUACCUCGUACUAUUGUGUUGAAGAAACCUCCAGGAGCACAGCUAGGCUUCAACAUCCGUGGGGGCAAGGCGUCACAGUUAGGAAUCUUUAUAUCCAAGGUGGUCCCAGACUCAGAUGCCCACAGAGCAGGGCUACAAGAAGGAGACCAGGUUCUUUCUGUGAAUGAGGUUGAUUUCCAAGACAUAGAGCACUCAAGAGCUGUAGAGAUUCUGAAGACUGCACGAGAAAUACUUAUGAGGGUUCGCUUCUUUCCUUACAACUACCAAAGGCAGAAGGAGAGGACUGUACACUAGGUGGCAGCAAAGAGCAAGAGAGAGAGGUGGACACAUGUCACUACACGUCAUUACCCUCCUCCCACAGACUCUGGCCUCCAUUCUUUCUCAGCUUCAAGAUGACUGAUGUAUGACUAACAGACUGAUUCAAAGUCCUCCAUGUAAGGACACCAUAUACUCUGUUAUACGCUCAGUUUUCUCUCUCACUCAGAUAUCUGAGCACUCCGUAUUCUACUGUGCUAUGUGAUGAUUUCUACUCCAUCAGGAUGUAUUCACAGGAAGUGAAGGAGGCAGAAGCUUAGUAGACAUUUUACAUCAUAAAUUAUAGAAUUGAUACAUAUUUUCUAGUCAUGAUUAACAUUUAUAAACCCAGGAUUAUUUAAUUAAGCAUUGCCUUUAUUUACUUUUCCUCAUGUCCUAAUUAGAUGUUUCUACUGUAGUCUUAGAAAUAUAUUUUAAUCAAGUACAGAGUAGCACUUGUGUGUACUGUACACAUCUGCCUUGAUGACACUGGUAUAAAGUA
Molecule: messenger RNA, 1081 nt
Organism: Siniperca chuatsi (mandarin fish)
Lineage: Eukaryota; Metazoa; Chordata; Actinopteri; Centrarchiformes; Sinipercidae
Gene: pdzd11
Product: PDZ domain containing 11
Exons: 6
Coding region: 151-579 (142 amino acids)
Biological process (GO): maintenance of epithelial cell apical/basal polarity; protein localization to basolateral plasma membrane; neurotransmitter secretion
Cellular component (GO): synapse; cell-cell junction; basolateral plasma membrane
Molecular function (GO): protein binding
Source: RefSeq, a predicted model, not a curated record